UCAAUGGAAUUGAGUUCUGGAGCAGAGUGUAUUCGUCCUGAAUACUAUAAAUGGUUAAGUUCCACUGCGCUUCAGUGCAAUAGCACUAGCGAUACAGUUGAAGAUGUCGUAUACUCUCAUUCAUCAUUUCUGCAAUCUCAAUUUAUCGUUCGUCCCGAUUCCACCACUGUAUCAGAGGAGCAAGUUCGCAUCUUAAUGGGAUGCUUGAUAGUCAUGAGCAAUCUGCUGCUUCUCAUUUUCCUCAACUCUCGAGCCAGCAUGCGACGUCGAUACAUAUUCUUUACAUUGGUAAGCAUAGGUGACAUACUAGAUGGGACAUAUCUUAUCUAUCCAAGUAUCAUGCGAAUUGGCCAGAUGGCCACUGGUACAUUUUCAGGAGGAACAUCCUUAUGGGGUUGCGCUAGUCGAGGUUACAUGGUAUUUCGCAUCUACGGUACAGAACUUAUAUCCGUCUCAAUGCUUAUUAUGUCGGCAGAAAAGGCUAUUGCUGUGUUGUUUAUAGUGCCUUACAGACGUUACGCCACGAAUAAAGCUCGUUUCAUAACAGCUGCUGUCUGUCUACUUGUCUGUUUAUUCUCUUUGGGUACUAUGUUUUGCACCUCGUAUUUUGAUAAUCGGGCAGAGGUACAGGAGGAUAAGUAUUGUGGAAUUUCUGGCAGAGCUUGUGAAGCAAGCUCAGCAGGCAUAUUGUACGAUAGUCUCAAAGAUCUCUAUCGCUUUUGUGAAGGAGGUGCGCCGCAAGUAUCUCGUGUAGGCGAUGUCGCUGUAAGAACCCGGCCGAAAGUCCCAGCACCAUGGCUGUCUUCAUGGCUGGAUUGCGGCGUGUACUUCAGCAGGAAAAAUGCUUAA
Molecule: messenger RNA, 849 nt
Organism: Strongylus vulgaris
Lineage: Eukaryota; Metazoa; Nematoda; Chromadorea; Rhabditida; Strongylidae
Source: the annotation of a GenBank genome assembly